This is a messenger RNA of Canis lupus familiaris (dog), 2697 nucleotides long. It is a transcript of the gene PRKCSH, whose product is annotated as protein kinase C substrate 80K-H. Gene Ontology annotation, biological process: N-glycan processing; liver development. The record is from RefSeq and is a predicted model, not a curated record. Gene Ontology annotation, molecular function: protein binding; calcium ion binding. NCBI's taxonomy places the organism in Eukaryota, Metazoa, Chordata, Mammalia, Carnivora, Canidae. Gene Ontology annotation, cellular component: glucosidase II complex. The transcript has 18 exons. The coding region runs from base 275 to 1888 and encodes 537 amino acids.
GCUGGAGGGUGUUCGUCCGUAGAGUGGGGGACUGUUAACCCCUUCCGCCGAUUGGCGGGAAUCGGACAGCUCAUCACCACCCCCCGGAUUGGGAGUGGAGGUUUUGAGCUUCGCACCAUUGAUAUGAGCAAAGUGAGGCUCCCUCUGGGCAAGACUGGGGAGACCACCUCCCCCAGCCCCCACCGUGUCGGAAGCAAACGUGGGGGCACAGCACAUCUCCCCGCAGCCCGCUUCCUCCCCAGAACCUGUUUCCGGUCUGCGAGCUUCCGGCGAGAUGUUACUGUUGCUGUUGCUGCUGCCCCUGUGCUGGGCCGUGGAGGUCAAGAGGCCCCGGGGCGUCUCCCUCACCAACCAUCACUUCUACGACGAGUCCAAGCCUUUCACUUGCCUGGAUGGCUCUGCCACCAUCCUUUUCGAUCAGGUCAAUGAUGACUACUGUGACUGCAAGGAUGGCUCAGAUGAGCCAGGUACAGCCGCCUGUCCUAAUGGCAGCUUCCACUGCAGCAACACUGGCUACAAGCCCCUGUACAUCUCCUCCAGAUGGGUCAACGAUGGAGUUUGUGACUGCUGUGACGGCACCGAUGAGUACAACAGCGGGAUCGUCUGUGAGAACACCUGCAAAGAGAAGGGCCGGAAGGAGAGAGAGACACUGCAACAGAUGGCAGAGGUCACGCGAGAGGGGUUCCGCCUAAAGAAGAUCCUCAUUGAGGACUGGAAGAAGGCUCGGGAGGAGAAGCAGGAAAAGCUCACUGAGCUACAAGCCGGGAAGAAGUCCCUGGAGGACCAGGUGGAGAUGCUGCGAAUGGUGAAGGAGGAGGCUGAGAAGCCCGAGAAGGAGGCCAAAGACCAGCACCAGAAGCGGUGGGAAGAGCAGCAGGCUGCCUCCAAGGCCCAGCGGGAACAGGAGCUGGCAGCCAGUGCUUUCCAGGAGCUGGACGACGAUAAGGAUGGAGCGGUCUCAGUCACCGAGCUGCAGACCCAUCCGGAGCUGGACACCGAUGGUGAUGGGGUUCUCUCUGAAGGGGAAGCUCAGGCCCUCCUUGGGGGAGACGUGCACGCCGACGCCACUGCCUUCUCUGACCGCCUCUGGGCUGCCAUCAGGGACAAAUACCGGUCUGAGGUGCUACCCACCAGCCCCCCACCUGCACCGUCAGAGCCUGACCUGACGGAGCCCAAGGAGGAGCAGCCUCCAGUGCCCUCACCACCCGUGGAAGAGGAGGAAGAGGAGGAGGAAGAAGAGGAGCCGGAGGAGGAAGAGGAGGAAGAGGAGGAAGAAGAUUCCCAGGUGCCAAGGGAGCAGCCCAAGGAGGCCCCACCCCCACUGGUGCCCCCGCAGCCUGCGGCCAGCCCCACUGAAGAGGACAAAAUGCCGCCGUAUGAUGAGCAGACGCAGGCCUUCAUUGAUGCCGCCCAGGAGGCCCGCAACAAGUUUGAGGAGGCUGAGCGGUCCUUGAGGGACAUGGAAGAGUCCAUCAGGAACCUGGAGCAGGAGAUUUCCUUUGACUUUGGCCCCAACGGAGAGUUUGCCUACCUGUACAGCCAGUGCUACGAGCUCACCACCAACGAGUACAUCUACCGGCUUUGCCCCUUCAAGCUCGUCUCUCAGAAGCCCAAACUUGGCGGCUCCCCCACCAGCCUCGGCACCUGGGGCUCAUGGGCUGGCCCCGAGCACGACAAGUUCAGCGCCAUGAAGUACGAGCAGGGCACGGGCUGCUGGCAGGGCCCCAACCGCUCCACCACCGUGCGCCUGCUGUGUGGAAAGGAGACAGUGGUGACCAGCACCACGGAGCCCAGUCGCUGCGAGUACCUCAUGGAGCUGAUGACACCAGCCGCCUGCCCAGAGCCACCACCUGAACUGCCCACUGAUGGUGACCAUGAUGAGCUCUAGCCCUCCUGGGUGCGGAGGUGCCCACCUCAACUUUGGGGAACCUCAAGGCUCAGAAACAUCCCCAACGGUGCCACCCGCCCACCCAGCGCUCCGCCAGGGGACCAAGGCCUGCCCCUCCAGUCUCCUCACCCUGGCAUUGGGGGCGGGGGGAGGGGGUGGGGGCGGGAUCCAUGUGGAGCUCUGCCCUGCUCUCAGGGGGGCCGGGCAGGGCACAGCCCGCCUUCCCAGGCCCCGGUGGUCUCCAAAGGUGGAAUAAAGGAGUUCCGCACCCCCUGGGCGCCCGCCCCCGCCCCCCGCCCAGGGUGUUUGCCUCCCUCCCUGGUGGGGAUGAGUGACUUGACCUGUGACCUCAAAACAAUAAACACGAUUCCCUCUCCCCAACCAGGCUGUCCACUUUGCUUUCCUCAGGAGUGGGAUGGGCAGAGGGUGGAAUGCAGGAGAGGUGGCUCUCUGCAGGUCCAGCACCCACCUCCCCCGUCAGGGUUGCGGUCUCAUCAGAGCCUACAUCUGAGCUGCCUGGUGGGCCCUGGAGUAAGCCCAGGGCCGCAGGGCAGAUGGACCCCCGGGGCCACUUCCACCUGCAUUGGUUUCUCACCCACCCUGAGUCGUGUGUAUGUGUGUGUGUGUGUAGUGAGGAGGGGCGGGGGCUCCCGAUGAGAGCCAGGCUUAGGUGUGGCCACACGGCCAGGACCAGUGACACACUCCCAGCACUCCCCACCUGCCAGCACACAGACAGCUGAGGCCGUAAGAUUCUGAACUUUUAUUUUCUGGCAUGAAAAGUACAAAUAAUUAAACAAUUCCAUGUAAAA